CACAAACCAUAGAGCGAGGGUGGUUCGGACAGUUUCCCAAAGUCCUGGAUGUCACUUGAAAAAGGCAUACAGUUAGUCACUCUCGCAACGAAUGAGGACAAAGCAAAGAAUUAUGAGCAGGCGCUCAGAUAUUACGAACAUGCAAUUGAAUAUUUCAUCCAUGCCAUUAAGUAUGAGGCUCCAAGUGAUCGAGCUAAAGAAUCUAUUCAGCUCAGUUGUGCGCGGUACCUUGACAGGGCUGAGCAAAUAAAGAAGUACAUGGCCUCAAAGUCCCGUGAAAAAAGCGAAGCAAACUCUGGUGGUACAAGGGAAAAGAAAAGAGAUGAUUCUGAUAAGGAAGACGGUGAAAACUCACGUUUUCAACUUCAGUUGCAAGGAGCGAUAGUGACUGAAAAACCUAAUAUCAGCUGGGAUGAUGUCAUUGGUCUACAGUCAGCAAAGGAAGCUUUGAAGGAAGCAGUGAUUCUACCUAUAAAGUUUCCACAUCUGUUCACUGGAAAGCGUACUCCUUGGAGAGGGAUUCUUCUUUACGGGCCACCUGGAACUGGUAAAUCAUAUUUGGCCAAAGCUGUUGCAACCGAAGCAAACAAUUCAACGUUUUUAUCUGUUUCAAGCUCGGAUUUGGUUAGUAAGUGGCUUGGUGAAUCUGAGAAAUUGGUGAGAUCACUAUUUGCAAUGGCUAGAGAACAAAAACCAAGUAUAAUCUUCAUCGAUGAAGUCGAUUCAUUAUGCGGAUCACGUAAUGAUAACGAGUCCGAGUCUACAAGACGGAUAAAAACUGAAUUUCUUGUUCAAAUGCAAGGUGUCUGUUCGAAUAAUCAAAACGUCCUAGUGUUGGCAGCUACAAAUACUCCUUGGACUUUAGAUUCCGCUAUACGUCGUCGUUUUGAAAAGCGUAUAUAUAUUCCCCUUCCUGAAACAGGUGAACGUGUUAGUAUGUUCAAAACGAAUCUGGGGAACAUAUUUCAUAGUCUGGUAGAGAAAGACUUUAUUGAACUUGGGGCAAGGAGCACAGGUUAUUCAGGUGCGGACAUAUCAGUUGUUGUUAGGGAAGCUUUAAUGAUGCCCGUUCGGAAGGUUCAAACGUCAACACACUUUAAAUAUGUUACUGGUCCUUCUCCUACUGAUCCAUCAAAGAUCGUCAAUGAUCUUUUAAUGCCGUGCUCCCCGGGAGAUCAUGGUGCAAUAGAAAUGGAUUGGAAAAAAGUUCCAAGUGAUAAACUUAAGGAGCCCCCAGUUGCUAUGCAUGAUAUGUUGAGUUCAUUAGAACGAAAUAAGCCAACUGUAAAUGCUGAAGAUUUAGCAAAACACCGUAAAUUUACAGAUGAAUUUGGACAAGAAGGAUCUUGAAUUUUUUUCUCCAGAAAAAUGUUCCAUUAUUCAACUUUGUUUAAAUAAAUUUUUAAAAUCACACUUUUUGAUUUGUCUCUUUCUUUCAAAAGUUAAAUAUAUAUAUAUAUAUAUAUAUA
Molecule: messenger RNA, 1469 nt
Organism: Schistosoma margrebowiei
Lineage: Eukaryota; Metazoa; Platyhelminthes; Trematoda; Strigeidida; Schistosomatidae
Source: the annotation of a GenBank genome assembly